Nanorana parkeri is the source of this 1435-nucleotide messenger RNA. RefSeq names its product forkhead box C2 (gene FOXC2). The coding region runs from base 12 to 1424 and encodes 470 amino acids. The record is from RefSeq and is a predicted model, not a curated record. Gene Ontology annotation, molecular function: RNA polymerase II cis-regulatory region sequence-specific DNA binding; DNA-binding transcription factor activity, RNA polymerase II-specific. Gene Ontology annotation, biological process: anatomical structure morphogenesis; cell differentiation; regulation of transcription by RNA polymerase II. The transcript has a single exon. Lineage: Eukaryota; Metazoa; Chordata; Amphibia; Anura; Dicroglossidae.
UCUCAGCAUCGAUGAUGCAGGCUCGUUACUCCGUGGCUGACCCCAAUGGCCUGGGGGUCGUGCCCUACCUGAGCGAGCAGAACUACUACAGAGCGGCGGGCACCUAUGGCACCAUGCCCACCCCGAUGAGCGUGUACCCCGGGCACGAGCAGUACUCCUCGGGCAUGAGCAGGUCGUACGGACCCUACCACCACCACCAGCCUUCAGCACCCAAGGACCUGGUCAAGCCACCCUACAGCUACAUCGCCCUCAUCACCAUGGCUAUCCAGAAUGCCCCGGAUAAGAAGAUCACCCUGAAUGGCAUCUACCAGUUCAUCAUGGACCGCUUCCCCUUCUACAGGGAGAACAAGCAAGGCUGGCAGAACUCCAUCAGGCACAACCUGUCCCUCAAUGAGUGCUUCGUCAAGGUGCCCAGGGAUGACAAGAAGCCUGGCAAGGGCAGCUACUGGACCCUGGACCCCGACUCCUACAACAUGUUUGAGAAUGGCAGCUUCUUGAGGAGGAGACGGAGGUUCAAGAAGAAGGAUCCCAGCAAGGACAAAGACGACCGCCAACAGAAGGAGCCUGGCAAGCUCCAGGGUGGCAUCACCAGCUUGGAGGGCGGCAAGGAGGUCCACCAUGACAAGAAGAUCGUCAUCAAGAGCGAGUCUCCAGAACUUCCACCGGUCAUCACCAAGGUGGAGAACCUGAGCCCGGACGGUGGCAGUGCCAUGCAGGAUAGCCCAAGGAGUGUUGCCUCUACCCCUUCUGUGUCCACCGACAGCUCCAUCCCUGACCAUCACCCCUCCAGCAAUGGUUUGUCGGGCUUCAGUGUGGAGAACAUCAUGACCAUCAGGACUUCGCCUCAUGGGGAGCUGAGCCCGGUGCCUUCUGUGCCCCACCGGACAGGUAUGGUGCCCUCUUUGCCCCUGAACUACGCCCAGAACCAGCCCUCCAUCUAUAGCCAGGCCUGCGCUCAGGGCAUGGACUCCAGUGCCAGCUACCAGUGCAGUAUGAGGGCCAUGAGCCUGUACACCGCGGACAGAACUGGGCACAUGUGCGUGCCCACUACACUGGAAGAAGGCAUCUCAGAUCACCACAGCGGAGCCUCGUCCCCCCUUAACUCCAUGAGCCUCAGCUCCAGCCAGGAAGGGGCCCUGUCCUCCAGCCACCACCAGCAAGGGGGCACCGCUGGGCAGACCCCAUCCUGGUACCUCAACCAUGGGGCAGAGCUCAACCACCUCUCCGGGCACACCUUCGGCUCCCAACAGCAGACUUUCCCCAGCGUCAGGGAGAUGUUCAACUCUCACCGCCUUGGCAUCGAAGGGUCAGCCUUGGCAGAGCACCAGGUGGGCACCAAUGCCAGCUGCCAGAUCCCCUACAGUUCUGCCCCCUCUAUAUAUCGCCAUAGUAGCCCUUACUCAUACGACUGCACUAAGUACUGACACCCCCCAAU